Cylindrotheca closterium is the source of this 1644-nucleotide messenger RNA. The record is from the annotation of a GenBank genome assembly. NCBI's taxonomy places the organism in Eukaryota, Bacillariophyta, Bacillariophyceae, Bacillariales, Bacillariaceae.
AUGACCGAUGAGAGAUAUUUGCUAGAGGCACUCGGUAGAUAUGUCAACGAAGCAAUCAUUCAAGUUUGUGGGGGAGGGAUUCAAGACCAAAUCGAAAAGGACCAGCUCAGAGAUCUCGCAAGGACGACCAUUUCGUUUCCCAAUCAAACAAAACUCCCACCAGGUAUCGGAGGUAAACCCCACGACAUUGAAGUGAAGACUGCCCUUUCGUUGUUUCAUCGGUGGAAACGAGCCAACAAGGAUACAAAAGUGGAAGUGAUUUCCGAUCUGGGGAUUGUACGAGAAGUUCCUACCCCACGCAUACUUGCUGAGCUGUUGGUGACGGAAUUCUUGGAAGCAGCUUGUCGUCAAGACAGCGUAGUACACGACCUUCGUGUCCAACCCUCGGGCGUCAUAUGUAUCAUUACAUACGCUCGAUCAGAGCUCCUUCGACAGGCAGGAAGACUGCCUUGUCCGCACUGUUGUCAGUGGUGCAAAGGCACGAAGGGUUUGUGGUGGCAUCAACAGCAAAAGCACAAGAUUGAGUAUUCUGAAGCAACAACUGUAGCCUCCUCGUCCGUCAAUGAACUUGCCAUUGUCGUGUAUUCACCCAAUACGGUACUUCGAUCGAACAAUACCAGUACUACUAAUGGCAGCACAGAACCACUACCGGUACACGGACGACAGCAGCAACGACAACAUCAUAUGACAACCGACGAUCCGAUCGAGUUUGCCAAGAAUGGAGAUUUGGACGGAUUGAAGAAUGCAGUCAUGUACAAGGGAUACCAGCCAUUGAAUGAUUGGGAUCGACGAGGGGCAAAUCCCUUGCACUGGGCUGCCGGAUCAGGUCACUUGGAUAUUGUCAAGUAUCUAGUAGAAGACUGUCACAUUGAUCCCAACCAGGGUCAAAGGGGGAAACGAUCCUUUUCGGGACGGACUGCUCUUCAUUGGGCAGCGCGAAAUGGGCACUUGGAGACCGUGGAAUAUCUCGUAGGCAACACGCUACAUCCUGUCAAUUUGGAAACUGCUACCAUCGACGGCACGACCGCAUUUUGUUGGGCGGCGUGGCAAGGACAUUUACAUGUCAUGGACUUACUGUAUUCCAAAGGUUGUAAUAUCCACACCACCAACUCGUUUGGAUGCAAUCCCGUACUGUGGUGCGCUCAAGGCAAAGGGGAAGAAAGCACCAUUUUAGAAUGGCUAGCGGAAAAGCAGAGUCGCAUGGAUGUGACCAAUCACAAUGGACAUGGCGUCCUGCACAAGGCAGCACAACGGGGCUGGAAGGUCGGAUGUCAUUGGUUUGUAAACAAGAUUUUGCAAGGAAAUAAUCGAACAGGAAGUUCCAUGACGGCCAAUGAAAUUGCCAACGCUCUUCGACUGGUGGGACCAGAUACUGAAGGAUACUGUCCGUCAGACCUGGCAGGUAUGGAAGGAAACGAAGAGCUGGCAAAAUUCUUGGUUGGUGUCGAAUUGGACGUGAUUGAACGAGUCGCAACCAGCAACACUGGACCUCUGUCAUUGCCAGAAUGGCUCGGCGAUAGUCGUGGUACUCAAGCCUACUGUGCAAACGAGCAGUUUGUUUGGGAACCUCAAGGUGGAAUCCGAAGAAUGAAAGGGAAGCUGUCCACAAUAACAAUAAAAUCAAUAGAAGCAAUCAAAGAAUAA